Messenger RNA from Chiroxiphia lanceolata (lance-tailed manakin), 5135 nucleotides. It is a transcript of the gene REST, whose product is annotated as RE1 silencing transcription factor. Bases 52 to 2736 code for a protein of 894 amino acids. Gene Ontology annotation, cellular component: nucleus. Gene Ontology annotation, biological process: regulation of gene expression. The record is from RefSeq and is a predicted model, not a curated record. NCBI's taxonomy places the organism in Eukaryota, Metazoa, Chordata, Aves, Passeriformes, Pipridae. The transcript has 4 exons.
GCCCCGCAGCAGCCGCGCGGCCGGGCGGCCCCGCGCCGCCGAAUUACUGCCAUGGCAACUCAAGUGCUGGGACAGUCUGGUGGGAACAGCCUCUUUCCUGGCAGUACUAGCAUUGGCAUGGCAUUGUCCAAUGACAUGUAUGACUUACAGGACCUUUCUAAAGCUGAGCUGGCAGCUCCUCAGCUUAUUAUGUUGGCAAAUGUGGCCUUAACAGGAGAAGUUAAUGGCAACUGCUGUGAUUACCUGGUUGGAGAAGAGAGACAGAUGGCAGAACUGACAACGGUGGAGGACAGUAACUUCUCAGAUAGUGAUGCAGAUGGUAUGGAAGAUACCCAGGCUGCGGAGAGUGACCGUGAGGCACCUGAAAGUGUGGAAUUAAGCUCCCUUGAGGUUCCUAGUGUGGAAAGCCAAGGUCCAGCUGCCUGUUCCCCUCCUAAGACGCCCAGUGUGGACAAAGAUGUGUCAUUGGAAGCACCAUGUACUCCAGAAAGCACAGAGGACAAGUGUAAGAGCUUGAAGAGCAAGCCAUUCCGUUGUAAGCCUUGCCAGUAUGAGGCAGAAUCUGAAGAGGAGUUUGUGCAUCAUAUCAGGGUUCACAGUGCUAAGAAAUUCUUUGUGGAAGAAAAUGCAGAAAAGCAAGCACAGGUGAAAGAGUCUGAUUCUUGCACUGCAGAAGAGGUGGAUUUCUCUAAGGGCCCAAUCCGUUGUGAUCGCUGUGGCUAUAACACUAACAGAUAUGAUCACUAUCUGGCUCACUUGAAGCACCACAACAAAGCAGGGGAAAAUGAGAGAGUCUACAAGUGUACCAUAUGCACUUACACUACUGUCAGUGAAUAUCACUGGAAGAAACACCUUAGAAAUCAUUUUCCCAGGAAAGUGUAUACCUGCUCAGAGUGCUCCUAUUUUUCAGAUAGGAAGAACAAUUAUAUUCAGCAUAUUCGGACUCACACAGGAGAGCGACCCUAUCAGUGUGCUAUGUGUCCCUACUCCAGCUCUCAGAAGACCCAUUUAACCAGGCACAUGCGCACCCACUCAGGUGAGAAGCCAUUCAAAUGUGAUCAGUGCAGCUAUGUGGCCUCAAACCAGCAUGAAGUAACUCGUCAUGCAAGGCAAGUUCACAAUGGGCCAAAGCCUCUGAUUUGCCCGCACUGUAACUACAAAACAGCUGACCGCAGCAAUUUCAAAAAGCACGUUGAGCUCCACGUCAAUCCGCGCCAGUUCCUCUGUCCUGUUUGUGAUUAUGCAGCGUCUAAAAAAUGUAACCUGCAGUACCACAUCAAAUCCAGGCAUCCCGAUUGUGCUGACAUCACCAUGGAUGUUUCAAAGGUGAAGCUACGGACUAAAAAGAGUGAAGCUGACUUUUCUGAGAGCGUUAAUGACAAAGUGGAGAAGGAACCAACAAAAGGGGAUGCAGCUGCAAAGAAAACUGAGAAAAUUGUGAAGGUGGAGAAAAAAGAUAAUUUGGCAAAGGAAAAGAAAUCAACAAGCAAUGUUUCUGCAGGCCAGGUGACAACCAGAAGUCGGAAAUCAGCUUCAGAAAACAGGGAGAUGGAUAUUAAAACUGAGAAGAGUACUGAGAAAACGUGUAAAACAAAGAAGGUCAAAAGAAAGGCAGAGGCUGAAGCAACUUCCUCAAAGCAAGAGCCAGCAAAUGAUACCUCACUAGUAACAAAAAAGAAAAAGAAAGUGGAAGCUAAACCCAGAGACUACCAGGAAGCUCAAAAAAGUGAUGUUGUACCAGAGGAGGAACCUAAAAAGCAAACUUUUUGCCUCAAGAAAAAUAGAAAAAAGAAAGCUCUGAAAAUUAAGCACAGUAAAAAAAGCAGUAAACUCAACCAGGAAAAGAUCGAGGAAAAGGAGAUGCUGGAUGAGCAUCAUAUCACAGAAGAUGAUGGAUGUGUGAAGCCGGACACUGAGGGCAGUAACCAGAAGGAGCAAGAUCCCACUGAGACAGUGGCAUUAAACAACAAUGGUGGUCAUGCUCUCAAGGGGGAGAGCACUGAUCCCAAAGGAGACUGCAUCCAAGAUCCAGAGCAGCUUUGUCUGCCAGUUCAGGAUGCAAACACAGAAGUUGAGGUAGAGGACCAAGAAAUGCCUGCUGCAGCAGGAGAGAGCGAAGACACUAUUGGUGCAAAAGAGGAGGAGAGACAGGCCGACAAAGGGGAAGACACUUGCUCUGAGGAAUCUUCCCAUGCAGCGUCUUCUGAAAAAAGCUUGGACGUGCUCAUGGAUGUCGUACCAGAUCUGGCACCUGAGAAGGAGCCAGAGGAGACCUUUGUGGCAGAACCUGUGAGCAACUCAGACCUGAUGGACCUGACCAAGACGUGCCUGCCAGCGACAGAGCCAACAGGAGAUGCUGUGCCAGCACCCAUGCCUCCAGAAGGGUGUACACAAAGCCCUAAAGUAGCUCUGGCCUUAUCUCGGGAUAACACAGCAGUGAAUGAAUCUCAGGAAAUGGAUGAGGAUGAGGGCAUCCACAGCCAUGAAGGCAGCGACAUAAGUGACAACAUAUCAGAAGGAAGCGAUGACUCGGGGUUAAAUGGUGCUCGCUCUGUACAAGAGGAAACAAGUCCAAAGACAUCACAAGGAGCUCCAGACACCACAGAGGCCAGGGAGAACUAUGUGUGCAUUUUUUGUGACCGCUCAUUUAAAAAAGAAGGUGAAUACAGCAAGCACCUCAACCGGCACCUAGUUAAUGUGUAUUAUCUUGAGAAGGCAGCAAAAGGGCAGGAAUAGAAAUAGCGGUUGUUUGGAGAAUCUUCUUUUGUAAGAUCUUACACAGCUUAUGUACAGAUAUUGUAGAUUUUUUUUUAAGCAUGGUUUCCUUUAGUGUCUGCAUUGGUUUCUUUUUUGUUUUGUUUUGUUUUGUUUUUUAAGUUGAAAAUAUUUUUGACGACUUUGUGUGUAAUGGUGAACUCAUUAACUAUUGGAUCUCUUAAUUAGAGAAGGCAGGUAGGUGGUAUGAGGUUCUGUCCUGUAAAGUGAGUGUAAGCUUCUAGUCUAUUAGCAUAUGCAGUUCUUUUAUAAACUGAGUUUUAGGAACAAGACUGGAGCUAGCAAUACACAAGUUGCAUAUUCAUAGAGCCACUGGCAUUAGUUGUUUUUGUUCUAGCAGCCAACUCUGUCCCCUCCUCCCUUCCCCAUUUUUUUUAGCUCUUUUUGAUGUGUCUUGAUGUUCAAAGUGUUAAACUAUUUGAUGAUUUUUCUACCAGGAAUAUAGCUUCUAUUACAUAAAGAGCACUUUGUAAAAGAAAUCAAAGUUGGCUAGUGAUGAACAUAACUGUUUAAGCUAAUUACAAUUAUGAACAUACAUUUCAGGUCCCCUAAGCAUGAAUGAUAAGCCAAAAUUUGAGAGCAGUCCUUCCAACUUUUGAUUGGAGAACCUCUGUCUUGAUUAAUAUCUUAAUCACUGAUAUGUAAUUGGCUUUGUUGUGGGGGAACAAGUUUUUUAUUUUUACUUUCUGCUUUUUUUUUGGAUUGUGCUUUAAGGGCUUAAUAAUGUUGCACAUUGUUUUUGAUUUUUACCUAUGCAGUUUAAUCCUUUAGGAAUAGUGCUUGUGCAGAACAUGUACACUUUAUAUAUGCAUGUUUGGUUUUGUAUGUAAGUCUUUUUUACUUGGAAACAUUCAGACUUGUUGCUUACCACGGGACAGUUUUCUGUGGCAGUUUUCUGUGAUGCUUCUUACUGCAGAUUUUUCUUAUUUUCCUGGGUUGUGAUUAGUCGUGCAUGAAGUUGCUGAAAUUAUGAUCUGCUUGGCUAUAUAUUUUUAACUGGCUUUAAAAUUGUAUAGUCCUUGAGCAAAAGGAUACCAAUGCAAUUUCAAAACAUUUUUUAAUGGGAUUUAUUCUAUCAUGGAAAUGCCACUUCUGGUAUUUUGAAUACACAUACAGAGUAAUAAAUUCUGAUUAAUAAUUUGGACAGGAAAAUAAUCACUCUCCGUGGAAACAGUUCACACAUUCUGCAAGUCCAGAUGAUUAUUUUUUUCCCCUUCCCUGUUCAUUUCUGUGGUGGACAGCGGUCAAACAUCACGAGCUUAAAAAAAACUAAAAUAGUAGCAGUGAUAUAAUCUAACAUCUCAUACACAGCACAGAAAAACCCCAUCAAACAAAUACAGAUAAAUCAACUGGUAAGCAACAAACCUGACAUUAAAAAAACUAGGGAUUUCUGCUCCUUAUUCAUUCAAGUUGCAUUUAAUAAAAUCAUCUUCCCGCUUCCGUGCAGGGAGAAACAUAUAAGAUUGUCAUCUCAGGUCUACAUGUCAUACUGGGAGUUUUUAAUUCUAAACAGAUGUCAUUUCUAGCACGCACACACAAGAGAGAUUGCAUACUUACUGCUUGUAGCCAACCCGUGGUAAAGUGUAAACAAAAUCCAAACCAGCAGGGAAGAAGCAAAGCCCUCCAGGUCUCAUCUGUGCACUCUUCCGAUGGUCAUUAGCUGCCUUCCCAGUGAGAGCAGUUGGGCAGCUUCUCUGAUUGUCAGCUCCAAAAAUGCAAAUUUGGAGGUGGGUGUUAUUUGGAGAGUGGAGUUGAAGAGCUCAGUCAGCAUUUGUCAGAGCACUUUGUAGCAAAUAACUCUCGAUGUUUAAGUUCUGGAAUAAACCCCAUUUUUCACUGGGUGUUCCCACAGCAUCUUCUCCUCCAAAGAAACCCACUGCCUUGAAUGAAUAGAGAGCAACAAUGCUACAUUGCUUCUGCUUUUGGGAGAGAUUGGUAAUAGGAGGCCAAAGAUUUGAGAGGGAAGGCAUCCCUCAUGGCAGAAAUAACUUGUAUAAUGUAUAGUGAGUUUUUGUUUGCAUAGAUAGUGUUCAAUCCUUACCUUGGCUGCGACAAUCACUGUCAACUCAAGAUCAAGUUGCAACUAUAUUUAUGUUAAACAUUAAGAAAAUAAACCUAGUUGAAUUUUUUUCCUAAACUACCAGUUGUAAUAGUCUUAGAUGUAUUUUUUUUAUAAUAGUGUUUCUUUAUAUAUAAAUGUUGCCACCAUUUGUGAGCGAUAUGAGUAGCUGCUGGGAAUUCCAGUACUGUGUAGAGGUUUUAUAGCUCCCUUCAUAUCCUUGCGAAGAGCCUCUGCCAUCUUGUGAGAGACUUCAAGGACUUUAGCUAUGUUCAAAUAAACUCGUGGACUGGCCUGAUAA